AUGAGCGGCGAGUCUUCGCUGGCAGUCGUCACUGCCGUCGUCAGAUCUCUCGCGACCGAUCCCACGACACCCCCUCCGGCGGUCUCCAAUGCCUGUCCCAGCGUGAGGCUACCCGGCCCUGACAACGCCGAGAAGAUUGAACUCGAGCGGGAGCUUGCCGCCCUCGUUCUCAGGGUUCAGCAGCUCGAGGCACGGGCAAACUCGGCCCCUACCCACGUCUUCCCCGACACCCCCAACGAGACCGCCGACAGCAUAUUCGCAGACGACAAGCCUCGCCCGAGGCCCAAAUAUCCCCCCAACCUCCCCCGCAAUGGCUUCAUCGACGAGGCCCUCGAGGGCCUGCGGGAGCACGUCGACGACCAGUCGAAGCUCCUCGAUAGCCAACGCCAGGAACUGGACGGUGUAAACGCUCAGUUGAUCGAGCAGAAGCAACUCCAGGAGAAGGCUCUGGCCAUCAUCGAGCAGGAGCGCGUGGCGACCUUGGAGCGCGAAUUAUGGAAGCACCAAAAGGCGAACGAGGCCUUCCAAAAGGCGUUGCGUGAGAUCGGCGAGAUCGUCACGGCUGUCGCCCGCGGUGACCUCUCCAAGAAGGUCCGCAUGAACAGCGUGGAAAUGGACCCUGAAAUCACAACAUUCAAGCGCACUAUCAACACCAUGAUGGACCAGCUGCAGGUCUUUUCUAGCGAAGUCUCUCGUGUCGCCCGCGAAGUCGGGACCGAAGGUAUCCUCGGCGGUCAAGCUCAGAUCGAAGGGGUCGAUGGCACCUGGAAGGAACUGACUGAUAACGGUGCGUCUUGCUUUGGCUUCCGCCGCACGCCGGGUCACCCCCGUACUGACUUUCGAGGCUCUAGUGAACGUAAUGGCUCAGAACCUCACGGACCAAGAACAUUUGCCUCCGAAGUUACGCGCGUAGCCAGGGACGUCGGAACCGAGGGUAUUCUCGGUGGCCAAGCCGACGUCGAGGGGGUGCAGGGCAUGUGGAACGAACUAACAGUCAACGUGAACGCCAUGGCGAACAAUCUAACCACCCAAGUACGAGACAUCAUCAAGGUCACCACCGCUGUCGCCAAGGGCGACCUCACCCAAAAAGUCCAAGCCGAGUGCAGAGGCGAAAUCUUCGAGCUCAAGAAAACCAUCAACUCCAUGGUCGACCAACUGCAACAAUUCGCACGUGAAGUCACCAAAAUUGCUAGAGAAGUCGGCACCGAAGGAAGGUUGGGCGGUCAGGCUACUGUCCACGACGUCCAGGGGACAUGGAGGGAUCUUACGGAAAAUGUGAACGGUAUGGCCAUGAAUUUAACAACCCAAGUGCGUGAAAUCGCCAAGGUCACGACUGCCGUCGCCAGGGGCGACCUCACCAAGAAAAUCGGGGUCGAAGUCCAGGGCGAAAUCCUCGACCUCAAGAACACCAUUAAUACCAUGGUUGACCGCCUGGGUACGUUUGCCUUCGAGGUCAGCAAGGUCGCUAGAGAAGUCGGCACAGACGGCACCCUUGGCGGCCAAGCUCAAGUCGACAAUGUCGAGGGCAAAUGGAAGGAUCUCACCGAGAAUGUCAACACCAUGGCCAGGAACCUCACGUCACAGGUGCGAGGUAUCUCGACCGUCACACAGGCCAUUGCCAAUGGCGACAUGAGCCGCAAGAUCGAUGUCGAGGCCAAGGGGGAGAUACUCAUUUUGAAAGAGACCAUCAACAACAUGGUUGACCGAUUGUCCAUAUUCUGCAAUGAAGUGCAAAGGGUAGCCAAGGACGUCGGGGUCGACGGUAUCAUGGGUGGCCAAGCCGACGUAGCAGGCUUAAAGGGCAGAUGGAAAGAAAUCACAACCGAUGUGAACACCAUGGCUAACAACUUAACGGCUCAAGUGCGCGCAUUCGGUGACAUCACGAACGCCGCCACAGACGGUGACUUCACCAAGCUUGUCGAAGUUGAAGCUUCGGGCGAGAUGGAUGAGUUGAAAAAGAAGAUAAACCAGAUGGUUUACAACCUCAGGGAUAGUAUUCAAAGGAACACACAGGCCAGGGAGGCGGCCGAGUUGGCCAACAAGACCAAGUCGGAGUUCCUCGCCAACAUGUCGCACGAGAUCCGGACGCCCAUGAACGGCAUCAUUGGCAUGACCCAGCUCACGCUCGACACGGAUCUGACACAGUACCAGAGAGAGAUGCUUAAUAUUGUCAACUCGCUGGCGAACAGCUUGUUGACUAUCAUAGACGACAUUUUGGAUCUGUCUAAGAUCGAAGCGAGGAGGAUGGUCAUCGAGGAGAUCCCGUACACCCUGCGGGGCACCGUCUUCAACGCCCUCAAGACGCUGGCCGUCAAAGCUAACGAGAAGUUCCUCGACCUCACAUACCGCGUCGACAGCUCUGUGCCGGAUCACGUCGUGGGUGACUCGUUCAGGUUACGUCAGAUCAUCUUGAACCUGGUGGGCAAUGCUAUCAAGUUCACCGAACACGGCGAGGUCAGUCUCACCAUACAGAAAGCAUCAGCUGUGCAAUCCGGGAGUAUGGGAGAGUACGCCAUCGAGUUCAUCGUGGCCGACACCGGCAUCGGCAUCCCGUCGGACAAGCUCGACUUGAUCUUCGAUACCUUCCAGCAGGCCGACGGUUCCAUGACGCGCAAGUUUGGCGGCACCGGGCUUGGUCUGUCCAUCUCAAAGAGGCUGGUCAACCUGAUGGGCGGUGACGUCUGGGUCAAGAGCGAGUACGGCAAGGGCAGCAAGUUUUAUUUCACCUGCAUUGUCCGACUGGCGAACGAGGAGAUCGCUUUCAUCUCAAAGCAGCUCAGCCCAUACAAGGGCCACCAGGUGCUCUUUAUCGACAAGGGAAGGACCGGGCACGGGGGCGAUAUCGCCAAAAUGCUCGCUGGCUUGGGCCUACUCCCUAUCGUUGUCGAGUCUGAGAAGAACCAAGCCCUUGACAAGGUGCGCGGCCAAGGGACGGCUCCCUACGACGUCAUCAUUGUCGACUCCAUCGAAGAUGCCCGCAGAUUGCGCUCGGUUGACGACUUCAAGUAUCUCCCGAUCGUCCUCCUGGCACCGGUGGUCCACGUGUCACUUAAGUCGUGCCUGGAUCUGGGUAUCACCUCCUACAUGACGACGCCGUGUAAGCUGAUUGACCUGGGCAACGGAAUGGUGCCCGCUCUGGAGAACAGGGCCACCCCGUCACUAGCGGAUAACACCCGCUCGUUUGAGAUUCUGUUGGCUGAAGACAACACGGUGAACCAACGACUCGCCGUCAAGAUUCUAGAGAAGUACCACCACGUGGUCACCGUGGUAGGGAACGGCAAAGAGGCCGUUGACGCCGUCAGGCACAAGAAGUUUGACGUCAUCCUAAUGGACGUUCAGAUGCCCAUCAUGGGUGGUUUCGAAGCCACAGGAAAGAUCCGUGAGUACGAACGCAGCUUAGGCAGCCAACGUACACCCAUCAUUGCCCUCACGGCGCACGCUAUGAUGGGCGACCGAGAGAAGUGCAUCCAGGCACAGAUGGACGAGUACUUGUCCAAGCCGCUGCAGCAGAACCAUCUCAUCCAGACCAUCCUCAAAUGCGCGACCCUUGGCGGUCAACUGCUCGAGAAAAACCGGGAACGGGAGCUCGCGCGCACCGCCGACACCGCUACGAGUGGCCGCCGCGAUAACCCCGCGCUUGCGGCCGCGUACCAGUCGGCGGCGGCCACCAACAGCGCCUCUCGGCCCGCACUCUCGACGCGGGCUAUUACGACUGCCGAGCUCGACAGCCCCUCGUUGGUAACGGCGGACCAGGAAGAUCCCAUAACCCGGUCACGUACCAGCCUUUCAGAACCAAACAUCCACGCAGCAUAA
Chaetomium globosum CBS 148.51 is the source of this 3813-nucleotide messenger RNA. RefSeq lists its product as uncharacterized. The record is from RefSeq and is a predicted model, not a curated record. Gene Ontology annotation, biological process: phosphorylation; cellular hyperosmotic response; phosphorelay signal transduction system. Gene Ontology annotation, molecular function: phosphorelay sensor kinase activity. The coding region runs from base 1 to 3813 and encodes 1270 amino acids. Gene Ontology annotation, cellular component: membrane. The transcript is spliced from 5 exons. Lineage: Eukaryota; Fungi; Ascomycota; Sordariomycetes; Sordariales; Chaetomiaceae.